This is a messenger RNA of Cercocebus atys (sooty mangabey), 3725 nucleotides long. RefSeq names its product FLT3-interacting zinc finger 1 (gene FIZ1). Gene Ontology annotation, biological process: regulation of transcription by RNA polymerase II. Bases 1084 to 2649 code for a protein of 521 amino acids. Gene Ontology annotation, molecular function: DNA-binding transcription factor activity; RNA polymerase II cis-regulatory region sequence-specific DNA binding. The transcript is spliced from 4 exons. Lineage: Eukaryota; Metazoa; Chordata; Mammalia; Primates; Cercopithecidae. The record is from RefSeq and is a predicted model, not a curated record.
UAAAGAGGAAAGCCGACGGACUUCCCCGGCCUCCUGGGGCCUUCCCGGGUCUCCAGGACCCAACGCUCCGUACGAGCGAGGUGGACUCGCCUGGCCCCGGGGCCUGCCCGACCUGCCCCCCUACCAGGCGCCCAGGGCUGCACCUUUUAGGGGCAGGGGGAGGGGCACAAAAGGCCGGCUCUCGGGGCCUGGGGCCUGGAGCGGACUGGGCAUGGGGGGGGCCCCAGCUCCUCAGGCUGCGGGGUGGAGGAGGCGGGGCCUAGUGGCUGCUGGGGCGGAGCAAAGGUUGGGAGGAGCCUGAGUUGGGCGGAGCUUAGAGUGGAAGUGGGAGGGGCGUGGAGGAGGGAGAGUGGAUAGAAAAUGGGAGGGGCUUGGGCAAAGUGGUGGGGUUUGAUAAAGGGGCGUGGCUCAGAAGGAAUGGUGGGUAGGCCCUGGAUUGAGGGGUGGAAGGAAACUCAUUGAGGCUGGUUGGGGAAACGGAGCCCAGGAAGCAGGAGAGAGGAGUUUAGAGUAGAAGGGGUGGACUUUGUCUGGGGUAUGGCUUAGAGAAGUAGGUAGGCCUAGCGAGGGGGGCGGAGUUUAAGGGUGUAAUUUGAAGGGGUUUAAUGCAACUGUCAGGUCCUUAUAAUGAAUGUGGAAAGGACUUGCAGGGGAUGGGAAGAGACUUCGUAGAGAAGGCCUGAGAGGGUGACAGGAGUCCAGUGGAUGGUCUUAGAAAGGAUGUGGCUUCUUUAAAGGAAAAAUUGGGUGGAGUUUUGGAAGUGGGUCUUAGUGGAGCCGCGAGGGGCUUAGUGAAGUCAAGUAACUUAGCAAGCAUGGUAGGACUUAAGGAGGAAACCAGGAAGAACUUACGGGAUAAUAGUCAUCCAAACAGCUUACUUGUUGCGUCUUUGCUGUGCACCAGCUUAAGUAGGCACGAAACAUUUAUUGCCACUGUUUUACUUAAUUCUCGCCACCACUCUAUGAGAGAGAGCCCCCACACACCACUGUAUUCCCCGCCACCAUGGAUGACGUCCCGGCCCCAACCCCUGCACCAGCACCGCCCGCCGCUGCCGCCCCCCGGGUCCCAUUUCACUGCAGUGAAUGUGGCAAGAGCUUCCGCUACCGCUCAGACCUGCGGCGCCACUUUGCCCGACACACAGCGCUCAAGCCCCACGCGUGUCCGCGCUGCGGCAAGGGCUUCAAGCACAGCUUCAACCUAGCCAACCACCUGCGCUCGCAUACCGGGGAGCGGCCCUACCGCUGCUCCGCCUGCCCCAAAGGGUUCCGCGACUCCACCGGCCUGCUGCACCACCAGGCUUUCUGGAUCCAGGGAACAAGAUGUGUACUUUCAAGGAAGCAAAGCAGGCUUUGGAGGAACUGGAGGAAGGCCAGUGUGACUGGAGCACGGAGAAGCAGAAAGAGUGUGGCUCAGGAGAAGUCUGGAGAAUGCUGGACCCUGGAAAUACAGCUGUCGUCCACACUGGUGAGAAACCCUACUGCUGCCUGGUCUGCGAGCUCCGCUUUUCCUCACGCUCCAGCCUGGGCCGCCACCUCAAGCGCCAGCACCGCGGGGUUCUCCCCUCUCCCCUGCAGCCCGGCCCUGGCCUGCCCGCCUUGAGUGCGCCCUGCUCCGUCUGCUGCAAUGUGGGGCCCUGCUCGGUGUGCGGGGGCGCGGGGACCGGCGGUGGAGAGGGCCCCGAGGGGGCAGGCGCCGGUCUGGGCAGCUGGGGGCUGGCAGAAGCGGCAGCUGCAGCCGCGGCCUCCUUGCCCCCAUUUGCGUGCGGCGCCUGCGCGCGGCGCUUCGACCACGGCCGGGAGCUGGCGGCCCACUGGGCGGCGCACACCGACGUGAAGCCCUUCAAGUGCCCGCGCUGCGAGCGCGACUUCAACGCACCCGCGCUGCUGGAGCGGCACAAGCUGACGCACGACUUGCAGGGCCCGGGUGCGCCCCCAGCGCAGGGCUGGGCCGCGGGGGCAGGUGCAGGGCCCGAGACGGCGAGCAAAAGCGCCGCUGCGGAGGCGGGCGACGCUCCUCCGACCUCGGACGGCAGGCUGCUCCUGGGCCCCGCGGGGGGCGGCGUGCCCAAGCUCGGGGGGCUGCUCCCUGAGGGCGGUGGGGAGGCACCUGCACCUGCAGCGGCCGCCGAGCCCUCGGAAGACACCCUGUACCAGUGCGACUGCGGGACCUUCUUCGCGUCGGCCGCGGCCCUGGCCAGCCACCUGGAGGCCCAUUCGGGCCCGGCCACCUACGGCUGCGGCCACUGCGGGGCUCUGUACGCGGCGCUGGCCGCCUUGGAGGAGCACCGGCGGGUCAGCCACGGCGAGGGUGGUGCGGAGGAGGCGGCGGCCGCGGCCCGGGAAGGGGAGCCGGCGUCCGGGGAGCCCCCGUCCGGCUCUGGCCGCGGCAAGAAGAUCUUCGGCUGCUCCGAGUGCGAGAAGCUGUUCCGCUCCCCGCGAGACCUGGAGCGGCACGUGCUGGUGCACACUGGCGAGAAGCCGUUCCCGUGCCUGGAGUGCGGCAAGUUCUUCCGCCACGAGUGCUACCUCAAGCGCCACCGGCUGCUGCAUGGCACCGAGCGGCCCUUCCCCUGCCACAUCUGCGGCAAGGGCUUCAUCACGCUCAGCAACCUCUCCAGGCACCUGAAGCUGCACCGGGGCAUGGACUGACUGCCAGGCCGUGCCCUGCCCUCCACCCAGCCACCUGGACUCAGCCUGGACCAGGGGACCUCAGUACUGCGAGUGAGGCCCCGGCCCUCCAAAUCCAAAUCCAGACACAGGCCCUGAAAUGAGGGGACCCUGACUGGAGAAGUCGAGGCCACCAAAAACCCACACAGGCCCCAGAGCUGGGGGACCACAAACAAACAGGGUCCUUAGCUGGGGCAGGGGAGCCCAAAUCUAUGGAGAGACUCCUGAGCCUGAGGUCCCUGAAAUGAGUGUGGGUAGCCCUAAGUCCCCAAGACAUGGGAACUUUGCAGUGAGCAAUGGGUCUCCACAAGUACCUCUCAUCUUGAGGGCCCUAAUAAUAAAAGAUGGGCACCUGCCCCACCAAGGGAAGACUGCCCCAUUCCCUGAGAGCCAUCAUUCCCAACGACCUUGAUCUGGAGAAUGUGGAGGGAACAUGUCCCUGAAUUUUCCUAGAUCUCCUCCAAAUGCUACCCACCAGAGUCACUGAUGACCCCAGAAAAUGGAUAUAGCCGAAAUCUGCCUUUCCCCGUUUUCAUUCCCUGUACUGAAAGAGGGACCAGGGUAGAUGCCCCCUGCCCUCUAAUCCCCCCUCCCUGACUGUGGAAUGGAUCGACCUUAAUGAUCUUCCCCACCCCCAAACACUAGAAUAGACUGGCCUGAAAUACCCUUGUCCAGUAGGAUGGACUGAUCUGUAUGCACACACCCCCAUCACAUGGAAUGGGCUGGUCUAGGCUGUGGCCUGCACCCCACCUUCCUUAGAGUGAAUAGGGCAGAUACUCCUCCCUUUUCCUGUAGCGUGUGGACCGGUCCACGCCAUUCUUUGUCCUGUGAACUCAUCUGAGUGGGAAGUGGCGGACACUGGGGUUUCCCUCCCUCUCUCCGUGGCACCCAUUGGUCUUUCCAUCUCUGUUGGUUUGUCUGUCUCUGUCUUCCUCCCGACCCCAAGGGGAAGGGGGCACUUGGCUAGGGGGUGCCCCUGUGAGCCUAGACCUCGUCCCCUCGUCCCUCUCCCCAAUGUUUCCAGGACCCCCAAUAAACCUUGUCCUGUCAGUCGCUGA